CAGGUGUCAGAGUUGGAUUUCAAUUUUUCUUUGAACACGUUUCCCAACAUGCUUUGAGGGAUAGUGCCUCAAGAUUGAUGAGAUUAAGGCGGAUUUCGUCUCGUACAGAUCUGCAUCUGAAAAUGUCUUAUGAGGAGAAGCUGAAGAACUACAGGACGGCUCCGUUUGACGCCCGCUUUCCCAACACCAACCAAACCCGCAACUGCUACCAGAACUAUCUGGACUACCAUCGAUGUAACAAAGCUCUGUCGGCCAAAAACCAGGACCCGGCCCCCUGCCAGUGGUACCACAGAGUUUACAAGAGCCUCUGUCCCAUCAGCUGGGUUCAGAAAUGGGAUGGUCAGCUGGAGGCUGGAACAUUUCCUGGAAAGAUCUGAGCGGUUUGAGCGUUUCCCGUCUCCUGUCAUCCUCCUAAUGUGAAAAACUCUCAUCUUUCUGUACAGAAGAGGCAGCUUAAAUAAAUGAACCUGUUACUGUGAACCCUG
Messenger RNA from Oryzias latipes (Japanese medaka), 485 nucleotides. RefSeq names its product cytochrome c oxidase subunit 6B1-like. The record is from RefSeq and is a predicted model, not a curated record. NCBI's taxonomy places the organism in Eukaryota, Metazoa, Chordata, Actinopteri, Beloniformes, Adrianichthyidae. Gene Ontology annotation, cellular component: respiratory chain complex IV; mitochondrion.